GAGCGCAGGCGGCGGGAUAUCUCUCCCUUUUACCGCCAUCGGAGCGGAGUCUCUUUCUUCACCCAGACUGUCUAACUGCGCAGCGCCUCUCGCUCACUCCAUCCUCCGACCGCACAGCGAAGCAUCACCUGAGACUCGGCUAAGAUGGCAGACAUUGAUAACAAAGACCAGGCCGAGAUGGACCCUGCAGACAUGGAAGACGUGGAGGACGUAGAGGAGGAGGAGACCGGAGAGGAUGAGAAUAGCAAAGCUCGUCAGCUCACUGUUCAGAUGAUGCAGAACCCACAGAUCCUGGCUGCUCUGCAGGAGAGGCUGGACGGUCUGAACGGCUCUCCAUCAGGAUACAUGGAAAGUUUACCAAAGGUUGUAAAGAGACGUGUGAACGCUUUGAAGAACCUGCAGGCUAAAUGCGCCCACAUUGAGGCCAAGUUCUAUGAGGAAGUUCAUGAACUGGAGAGAAAGUACGCAGCGCUCUACCAGCCUCUCUUUGACAAAAGAAGUGAGAUCGUCACUGCAGCUUACGAGCCCACAGACGAAGAAUGUGAAUGGAAGACUGAUGAGGAGGAAGAGCUGACAGUAAGUAAGCAGGAUGAGAUGAAGGAGAAGGCCAAGUUGGAGGAGGAGAAGAAGGACGAGGAGAAGGAGAACCCCAAAGGCAUCCCUGAGUUCUGGUUAACGGUUUUCAAAAACGUGGACCUGCUGAGCGACAUGCUGCAGGAGCACGAUGAGCCUGUUCUAAAACAUCUACAAGACAUUAAAGUCAAAUUCUCAGAUCCGGGACAGCCGAUGAGCUUCACAUUAGAGUUCCACUUCGAGCCCAAUGAGUUCUUCACAAACACAGUGUUAAUAAAGACCUACAAGAUGAGGUCGGAACCUGACGAGAGCGACCCGUUCUCCUUCGACGGACCGGAGAUCAUGAGCUGCACAGGAUGCACAAUCGACUGGACGAAGGGGAAGAACAUCACGUUGAAAACAAUCAAAAAGAAACAGAAGCACAAGGGCCGUGGCACAGUGAGGACCGUUACCAAAACCGUCCCCAACGACUCCUUCUUUAACUUCUUCACCCCGCCGGAGGUUCCAGAAAGCGGAGAGCUGGACGAGGACUCUGAGGCCAUCCUGGCUGCAGACUUUGAGAUCGGCCACUUCAUCCGUGAGCGUAUCGUACCGCGAGCUGUCCUCUACUUCACCGGCGAGGCCAUAGAGGAUGAUGAUGACGAUUACGAUGAAGAGGGUGAAGAGGCCGAUGACGAGGAAGGCGAGGAGGAGGCUGACGAGGAGAACGACCCCGACUAUGAUCCCAAGGUUUAAAUGGUGACUAUAGACAAAUAACCCUAUCCUGAAGGAUGCUACCCCCCCAGCUGAGUGCAGGCAACAGUGAGUCCUUGCCUGGCUGCCAUGAGGAUCAACUGCACUGUUCUGGCUUCUCAAAUUUAAAAAAUUAAAAAGUUACUUAUCGCCUUACAAUGUUUUGUAUUUUUCUUGGUAGGGAAUUUGAAGAGUUUCCAGAUUUUUGUUACAAAACCAGUGGUGAUAUACUGCGGGCCGUUUGGCUCAUUAUACAUAAUAUUUUACUAGACCGUUUUCCUCCUCUGUACCAUAGUUAGCCUGCAGGAAAACCUCUCCCUCAAACAGCAUGAUCUUGUUUCUUCACAGCUAAACUAGUUUGAGUUCUUGUGAAGUUUUUUUCUGGAUGUUUGCUCUUAGACAACAGCUGCGGUUUAGACGGCAGCAUCAGUUCCCCUCCUUCCUAUUGUUCCUCGUACCCAAGGUCCAGGUUGGCUGGUUCUGGUUGUCCCAGGGUGGUUUUAUUAUCGGCGUUUUAGCGUCGGGUGUUCAUUCCCAGAUCCCGGGCGCUAAAGUCCUCCCGCUCUUUCCGCUCGAUACAUUCCAGUAAGCAGACCGGCUGUUGAAAUGGCCCCAAACCCGAAGCUCGUCCAGUUCAGCUCAGCCUGGUUGAUUCUCUAGAACAUUCCAGAGAUCUGUGGAUUGGGGAACGGCUCGGUUCUGCUGGAGGACCAGUUUAUGGGGGGGAACCAGUCCUAGGAACCUGGAGCUUUGUGCUCGCUGUGGCGUGGCUGUCGUCUUUUCUAUUGCACUUUGUACCAGUGUGUGGUGUCCUGUCAGCGGUUAGCAGCACUUUGUCGCUCUCUGUCUAAAGGGAUGAUGGUUGAAUGCCGCUCUGGUUUAUUCUUUGAUUUUUACAGGAAGUGGCAAACUUUAGAAGCUUUAUCCAAACGUUGGGCAGAUGUAGCAAAGGGGACAAGCAGAAAGUGUCUGAUUGGCCGAGCCCGUUUAUCAUGCGCCACCUAAAGCCCAGCGGCUGAAGUCCUUUGUACAUUUAUUUAACUCACUGUGAACGGGGGAAAUCCUGCAGCCGAUGACCCUCCUCCAUCCCACUUCCUUUAUUUUUUAUUAACCUAGAACGCCAUAGGAAGUACGUCAGAGCAAUACUUUAAGCCAGUUAGGGGCUACCAGGAGGAAAUCCUAGCCUGCCACUCUCUCCGGUUCUUCAGACGGCAGUGGUGGUUUUGGACCCUGAGUGGGUCCAUUAUAGAGAGCCAGGGUACCUCUGAUACUGCAGGGAGCAUUCACAUCAUAUUCACUGGGAGAAGAUGCGACUGGGUCUCUGUAGGUCGCUUCUGAGCAGCUGUUGUCAAGGCAAAAUGCUAUGCUACAAAAAUACUAAUGUACUCAAUACCUGUACCUGUAUGUUCCUGAAUAAAUUGGUUAAACAUC
Molecule: messenger RNA, 2736 nt
Organism: Cyprinodon variegatus (sheepshead minnow)
Lineage: Eukaryota; Metazoa; Chordata; Actinopteri; Cyprinodontiformes; Cyprinodontidae
Gene: nap1l1
Product: nucleosome assembly protein 1-like 1
Exons: 16
Coding region: 145-1308 (387 amino acids)
Biological process (GO): nucleosome assembly
Cellular component (GO): chromatin; nucleus
Molecular function (GO): chromatin binding; histone binding
Source: RefSeq, a predicted model, not a curated record